AAGCUAGUUCGUUCCAUCAUGCGCCUCCAGCUUGACUUUAUGCUCCUUGUAGCAUUGGUGAUUGUGACCAUUUUGGAUGCGGCUGAUUCGUUCGUCACCAACGCCAAUUCGGCCGGAGAAGAUUCGCAACCGCUGAUGACCGGAGAUUAUAACUUCGCCUACGCUGGAGCCGGAGUGGAAAAUGUCUAUUACCCGCAGACGACCGGUGAUCAAAUUGUGAGCGAAUCUGCCAGCGCCGACAUGGGGACGACGUCAGCAGUUUGGCCAGGAGAAGGAGCCAAUCAGUGGAAGACGACCAAUCAGGCUACAGGGAAUCCUAGCCAUCAACAGGUAGGCUUCUUCGAUGUGAUAAGAUCUCUGGCAAAUAUAUUUACUGGAUUAGUUGGACGAGCAAGCACACCCGAAACGCCAACGCCCAUCGGCAGCGGAUAUUAUUACCAGCAUUCGGAAGAGGACAUUACGGAUGAAGACUUUUACGAUGACAGAGUGAUGGCUCCCGUCACUGAUGUUCCGAUCGCUGUUCGGCUGGCGCGAGUGAAGCAAUUAGUUAACACUCGAUUGUCUCCUCGAUCGAAUCCAAACAUUUACGACGGCUAUCCUCAAUACCCGCCCGCCGUCAUGGAGGACCCGAGGCAAGGGUCCGCAUCUGCCCACCAAGAUGUUAUUCUGACGCCAGGCGAACAAGUUUCCGAAAAUUUCGGCUGCAACAGUAGAAUAUGCCUGUGGAAGAAGUGAAUGUUAUUUUUUUGCUUGCCGGAUAAUCAGUGUCAUCUGGAGACGAAUGCUGAACACCAAGUAUAGGACCAAAUGAAAUUAUUUUACAAGAUAUCUUGUUGACGGUUGGACACGCAAAAUCGUAUCAUUGGGAAGAAUCAAAAUUAACUUUAUAUGUUUAAUUUCUAUACUUACAUUCAAUUACAUUUUUUUUAUGUUUCAUUUUUUAAAAUAGGUAUCACACAUA
This is a messenger RNA of Daphnia pulicaria, 961 nucleotides long. RefSeq lists its product as uncharacterized. The coding region runs from base 19 to 735 and encodes 238 amino acids. Lineage: Eukaryota; Metazoa; Arthropoda; Branchiopoda; Diplostraca; Daphniidae. The record is from RefSeq and is a predicted model, not a curated record. The transcript is spliced from 2 exons.